This is a messenger RNA of Phacochoerus africanus (Common warthog), 3864 nucleotides long. RefSeq names its product NCK associated protein 1 like (gene NCKAP1L). The record is from RefSeq and is a predicted model, not a curated record. Gene Ontology annotation, cellular component: SCAR complex. The transcript has 31 exons. Gene Ontology annotation, biological process: cortical actin cytoskeleton organization; neuron projection morphogenesis; cell projection assembly. Lineage: Eukaryota; Metazoa; Chordata; Mammalia; Artiodactyla; Suidae. The coding region runs from base 64 to 3468 and encodes 1134 amino acids.
CAAGCUGAAAGUGUUUGGGGAGAUCAGGCAUUGCUGUCCGGAUGCUCCUCUCUCUUGGCCAUCAUGUCUUUGACCUCUGCCUACCAGCAUAAAUUAGCAGAGAAGCUCACUAUCCUGAAUGAUCGAGGUCAGGGGGUUCUCAUCCGAAUGUAUAACAUCAAGAAGACUUGUUCGGACCCCAAAUCCAAGCCCCCUUUCUUACUGGAAAAGUCCAUGGAAUCAUCUCUCAAGUACAUCAACAAGAAAUUUCCCAACAUAGAUGUCCGAAACAGCACGCAACAUUUAGGACCAGUACAUCGGGAAAAAUCUGAGAUAAUUAGAUUCCUCACCAACUACUACCAAUCAUUUGUGGAUGUAAUGGAGUUUCGGGAUCAUGUAUAUGAACUUCUCAACACCAUUGAUGCCUGCCAGUGCCAUUUUGAUAUCAAUCUUAACUUUGACUUCACUCGGAGUUACCUGGACUUGAUCGUGACUUAUACCUCAGUUAUUUUACUUCUGUCACGGAUUGAGGAUCGACGGGUACUCAUUGGCAUGUACAAUUGUGCCCAUGAGAUGCUCCAUGGACACAGUGAUCCCAGUUUUGCCCGUCUGGGUCAGAUGGUCUUGGAGUAUGACCACCCUCUGAAGAAGCUGACAGAGGAGUUUGGGCCUCACACAAAGGCUGUGAGUGGAGCCCUCCUCUCUUUGCACUUCCUCUUUGUCCGAAGGAACCAGGGGGCUGAGCAGUGGCGCAGUGCCCAGCUUCUCAGUCUCAUCAGCACCCCUCCAGCCAUGAUUAACCCUGCUAAUUCAGACACGAUGGCCUGUGAGUACCUGUCUGUGGAAGUGAUGGAGCGCUGGAUUGUCAUCGGGUUUCUUCUUUGUCACGGGUGCCUCAACUCCAAUAACCAGUGCCAGAAGCUGUGGAAGCUGUGUCUGCAGGGCUCCUUGUACAUCACCCUCAUCCGGGAGGAUGUGCUCCAGGUGCACAAGGUCACCGAGGACCUGUUUAGCAGUUUGAAAGGGUAUGGCAAGCGAGUGGCGGACAUAAAGGAGAGCAAGGAACAUGUAAUUGCGAACAGUGGCCAGUUUCAUUCCCAACGGCGCCAAUUUCUGCGGAUGGCUGUGAAGGAGCUGGAGACUGUGUUAGCUGAUGAACCAGGACUACUGGGUCCCAAGGCCCUUUUUGCAUUCAUGGCCUUGUCCUUCAUUCGUGAUGAGGUCACUUGGCUGGUUCGCCACACAGAGAACGUCACCAAGACGAAGACACCUGAGGACUACGCUGACUCGAACAUUGCAGAACUGCUUUUCUUGUUGGAGGAGAUUAGGGCUCUGGUCCGAAAACACAUCAAGGUGAUACAGCAAUACCACCUUCAGUACCUGGCCAGAUUUGAUGCUCUUGUGCUGAGUGACAUCAUUCAAAACCUGUCCGUGUGUCCCGAGGAGGAGUCCAUCAUAAUGUCCUCAUUCGUCAGUACUCUCUCCUCCCUGAAUCUCAAACAAGUUGAUAAUGGAGAGAAAUUUGAAUUUUCUGGAUUGAGGCUGGACUGGUUCCGUCUACAGGCAUAUACCAGUGUGGCUAAGGCUCCCCUGCACCUGCAUGAGAACCCUGACUUAGCCAGGGUGAUGAACCUCAUUGUCUUUCACUCCCGAAUGCUGGACUCAGUAGAGAAUAUGCUGGUGGAAACUUCUGAUUUAUCUACUUUCUGCUUUCAUCUCCGUACCUUUGAGAGGAUGUUUGCUAUGACCCUGGAAGAACCUGCCAUGUUGCGUUAUGCCAUUGCUUUUCCCUUGAUUUGUGCUCAUUUUGUCCACUGUACUCAUGAGAUGUGCCCAGAGGAGUACCCCCAUCUGAAGAACCAUGGCCUUCAUCACUGCAACUCCUUCCUGGAAGAGUUGGCCAAACAGACCAGCAACUGUGUCCUGGAGAUCUGUGCUGAGCAGCGAAACCUGAGUGAGCAGCUUCUACCUAAGCACUGUGCCACUACCAUCAGCAAGGCCAAGAACAAGAAAACCAUGAAGCAGAGGCAGACUCCCAGAAAAGGAGAGCCUGAGAGGGACAAGCCAGGCGCUGAGAGUCACAGGAAGAACCGCAGCAUUGUCACCAACAUGGACAAGCUACACCUAAACUUGACAGAGUUGGCGCUGACAAUGAAUCAUGUGCACAGCUUCUCUGUAUUUGAACACACCGUCUUCCCUUCUGAGUAUCUCAACAGCCAUCUGGAGGCCAGACUCAACAGGGCCAUUGUGUGGCUGGCUGGUUACAAUGCCACAACCCAGGAGAUUGCAAGGCCUUCUGAGCUGUUGGCAGGAGUCAAAGCGUACAUCAGCUUCAUACAGUCACUGGCCCAGUUUUUGGGUACAGAUGUAUCCCGAGUCAUCCGCAAUGCCCUCCUGCAGCAGACACAGCCUCUGGACUCGUGUGGGGAACAGACUCUCACCACUCUCUACACAAAUUGGUACCUAGAAAGUCUGCUUAGACAGGCAAGCAGUGGGACCAUCACCCUCUCACCAGCCAUGCAGGCCUUCAUCAGCCUCCCCCGAGAGGGGGAGCAGAACUUCAGCGCAGAGGAGUUCUCAGACGUCUCUGAGAUGCGGGCCUUGGCUGAACUCUUGGGCCCCUAUGGCAUGAAGUUCCUGAGUGAAAACCUGAUGUGGCACGUGACCUCACAGAUUGUGGAGCUGAAGAAACUGGUGAUGGAGAACAUGGAUGUACUUGUUCAGAUCAGAUCCAACUUUAGCAAGCCGGACUUGAUGGCUUCUCUCCUGCCCCAGCUGAUGGGGGCUGAUAAUGUGCUGAAGCGCAUGACCAUCAUUGGCGUUAUCCUCAGUUUCAGGGCCAUGGCCCAGGAGGGACUUCGGGAGGUUUUCUCCUCCCACUGCCCAUUUCUUAUGGGUCCCAUUGAGAGCCUGAAGGAGUUUGUCACUCCAGACACGGAUAUCAAGGUAACUCUGAGUGUCUUUGAGCUGGCAUCUGCUGCGGGGGUGGGCUGUGACAUUGACCCAGCCCUGGUGGCUGCCAUUGCCAAUCUGAAAACAGAUGCAUCAUCCCCUGAGGAAGAAUAUAAGGUGGCCUGCCUGCUUUUGAUCUUUCUUGCUGUUUCCCUCCCCCUCCUUGCCACGGACCCUUCUUCCUUCUACAGCAUUGAGAAAGAUGGUUACAGCAACAAUAUUCACUGCUUGACCAAAGCCAUCAUCCAGGUGUCUGCUGCCCUCUUCACACUCUACAACAAGAACAUUGAAACUCACCUCAAGGAAUUUCUGGUGGUGGCCUCUGUCAGCCUCCUGCAGCUGGGCCAGGAGACUGACAAGCUUAAAACCAGAAAUCGGGAAUCCAUUUCUCUGCUCAUGCGCUUGGUGGUGGAGGAGUCCUCCUUCCUGACCCUGGACAUGCUGGAGUCCUGCUUCCCUUAUGUCCUGCUUCGAAAUGCCUAUCGCGAGGUGUCCCGGGCCUUCCACCUGAACCGAGUGCUGGCCAGUACCCACUGAAGGGCCCUUUGCACCUGCCUGAACUCAUGCUGUCCUGGAAGCUGUGGUCAUUGUCUCAAAGGGUGGGGUCACCAGGGAGAGGAUCAGCCAGAGCUGGUAAUGAAGGAUAUGGAGGAACAGCCCAGGGCUGAGGAAUCCUAGAGAAAUGGGGCUGGUGGUGGGUGGUGGUGGGGGAAGAUGGAGGACUUUUUUAUGGAGAAAAGUUAGGGGAUUGGGGCCACAUGUAUCAAUUUUUACAAUGAAAAAACCGUGGCAUGCAAGUGUGUUUUCUGUCUUCCGGGGACUAGAGCUUGAGCUCUGACUGGCAUGGGUGUCUCCGACCUUCACCACUAUUCUAGGAUAAUGCUGGCGGGCAGAGAUGAUCAAUCAUCAUAUUAAACCAUAAUGAGCUUAUAA